AUGUCUGACGUCGCUGAGACCAAGCCCGACCCCACCACCAACGCUCCUGAGGGCGCUGAGAAGCCCGAGGAGACGACCACCACCGCCACCGAAGAGACUAAGACUGAGGAGAAGCCCGAGGAGUCCAAGUCGGUGACCGAGUCCGCUGCCGAGGCCGUCAAGGACACUGCCACCAAGACCACCGACAGCGUCUUCUCCAUGUUCGGCGGUGGCCCCAAGAAGGAGAAGCAGGAGGAGCCUGAGGAUGCUAAGGACGAGCCCUCCGGCUCUUCCAAGGCCCAGAAGGGUGAAGAUGAGGACGAGGCCCCCGAGUCCCCUGAGGUUCACUUCGAGCCUGUCAUCCGCUUGACCGAGAAGGUGGAGACCAAGACCAACGAGGAGCUGGAGGAGCAGACCUUCAAGAUGCGUGCCAAGCUUUUCAAAUUCGAUCGUGACAGCAAGGAGUGGAAGGAGCGUGGUACCGGUGACGUCCGCCUGCUCAAGCACAAGGAGAACCAGAAGACCCGCCUCGUGAUGCGCCGCGACAAGACCCUCAAGGUCUGCGCUAACCACUACAUCGUUCCCGAUAUGAAGUUGAGCCCCAACGUUGGCAGUGACCGCAGCUGGGUUUGGAACGCUACCGCCGAUGUCAGUGAGGGUGAGCCCGAGGCGCAGACCCUGGCCAUCCGUUUUGCCAACAGUGACAACGCCAACCUCUUCAAGGAGGCUUUCGAGAAGGCCCAGAAAGAGAACGAGAAGCUGCUUAACCUGCAGAACAAAGACUCCGGCGUUGAAGGAUUCCCCCUCCGAUCAUGGUCAAUUGAGAUCUACGUUGUCAAUGAGCACGGCGAGCAGGUGCCUGCGAAUGUCUUCGAUAAAGUGACAUACACGCUGCACCCUAGUUUCGGCGACAGGGCCAUUCAGACCUUCAAGAAUCCCCCCUUCAGAAUCUCAGAGGAAGGAUGGGGUGAGUUCGAUAUGCAAAUAGGACUCACUGCUGCCGACAAGGAGCAUUUCGUUACGCACGACCUGAACUUUGCUCAGCCCCGUUACGAAUCCAAGCACGUCAUUACGUUCAAGAACCCCAAGCCCGCCCUACUAGCCCUCCUCCGCGAAUCCGGACCCGUCCCAGGAGACGAAAAUGGCGUGAAGUCGAAACGCGCCGCAGCCGGAGAGGAGGGAUCCAAGAAGAAGAAGCGCACAGAGAAGAGUGUUGACAUGGACAAGCUGGCCGACGGUCUGCAGCGACUCGGCGAAGAUGACCUCCUCCAGGUAGUACAGAUGGUGCACGACAACAAAGCCCCAGACUCGUAUACCAAGAACGAUGUUGAGCAGGGAGAAUUCCACGUCGACCUAUAUACGCUUCCAGACACCCUAAUCAAGAUGCUGUGGGAUUUCACGCAGGAGAAAGGCGCUUUGUGA
Messenger RNA from Aspergillus welwitschiae, 1401 nucleotides. Its product is annotated as Ran GTPase-binding protein YRB1. Gene Ontology annotation, biological process: regulation of DNA-templated transcription; nucleocytoplasmic transport. The transcript is spliced from 9 exons. Gene Ontology annotation, molecular function: GTPase activator activity. Bases 1 to 1401 code for a protein of 466 amino acids. NCBI's taxonomy places the organism in Eukaryota, Fungi, Ascomycota, Eurotiomycetes, Eurotiales, Aspergillaceae. Gene Ontology annotation, cellular component: nuclear pore; cytoplasm. The record is from RefSeq and is a predicted model, not a curated record.